UCGGAUGCGAGAGUAUAAAUCCGUCAUUUAAAGUGAGGUUUGCCGAUUUCGCCGGCAAGUGAAUGCAGUCCUUGUAAUACAAGAUGGAAAUAACUGAAAAUAAUUUGAGCACGCUCGCCUCGUACCUCCAGCAAACGCUUCAGGUCGACGUGACGACUCGUCGCAAUGCGGAGAAAUUUCUGGAAACGAUAGAGGUGAACCAAAAUUACCCUGUCUUGUUGCUGCACCUCGUGGACAAAGCUGACAUCGACAUGGUGGUUCGUGUGGCCGGUGCGAUUGCGUUCAAGAAUUACGUGAAGCGUCACUGGGCGGUUUCCGAGGACGGCGCCGACCGAGUGCACCCUAGCGACCGCGCUGCCGUCAAGGAGAUGAUCGUCGGUCUGAUGCUGCGCAGCCCCGAGCAACUGCAGAAACAACUCAGCGAUGCCGUCAGCAUCAUCGGCCGUGAAGACUUCCCAGCCCGCUGGCCGAACCUACUGCCGGAGAUGAUCAGCCAUUUCCAGAGCGGCGAAUUCCACAUUAUCAACGGGGUGCUGCGAACUGCUCAUUCUCUCUUCAAGCGCUACCGUUACGAGUUCAAGUCGCAAGAGUUGUGGACCGAAAUCAAACACGUCUUGGACAACUUUGCAAAGCCGUUUACCGACCUGUUUGUGGCUACCAUGGAGCUGGCCAACACUCAUGCCAACAACCCGACUGCGCUCAAGGUCAUAUUCAGCUCCUUGGUGCUCAUAGCGAAAGUCUUCUACAGCCUUAAUUAUCAAGACCUGCCAGAAAUAUUUGAAGACAACAUGAAUAUAUGGAUGUCACACUUUCUUACUCUUCUUACGGCUGACAACAAGGUGCUGCAGACUGAUGAGGAUGAAGAAGCGGGGCUGCUGGAACAGCUGAAGUCCCAGAUAUGUGACAAUGUUGGCCUCUAUGCCCAGAAGUAUGACGAAGAAUUCCAGACAUAUCUGCCGGGCUUCGUAACCGCUGUUUGGCACCUUCUGACGACAACUGGGCCGCAGGCCAAGUAUGACAUUCUCGUCAGCAAUGCGAUCCACUUUCUUUCUGCCGUUGCUGAGAGGCCCCACUACAAGCAACUGUUUGAAGAUGCCAGUGUUCUUGGUUCUAUCUGCGAAAAAGUGAUCAUCCCAAACAUGGAGUUCCGCACCACUGAUGAAGAGCUCUUUGAAGAUAAUCCAGAAGAAUAUGUUCGCAAAGAUAUCGAAGGGUCGGACAUUGACACACGGCGGCGUGCUGCUUGUGACUUAGUUCGUGCUUUGUCCAAACACUUUGAACAGAAGAUUACUGAAACAUUCUCUCAGUAUAUCACGGCAAUGUUGCAACAAUUUGCUAAAGACCCAGCUCAAAACUGGAAGAACAAGGACGUCGCUAUUUAUCUUGUUACCUCAAUGGCUGUCAAGGCACAAACAGCAAAACUGGGUACAACACAGACCAGCUCACUUGUAAAUGUGGUCGACUUCUACCGAGAGUUCAUUGCCCCUGACCUUCAUAAUGAGAACCUGACCGAGUUUCCAGUACUGAAAGCUGAUGCAAUCAAGUACUUAAUGGUGUUCCGAAAUCAGCUGCCUAAGCACAUGAUUCUUCAGAGCCUGCCGCAUGUGGUCCACCUAUUGCUUGCACCGAGUUAUGUGGUCCACACAUACGCUGCCAGUGCUGUUGACAAGUUUUUCACCAUGAAAGACCCACAAGGGAAGGCCGUAAUCGCUGCUGCUGAUGUGGGGCAAAUCUCGGAGCAGCUAUUGAAAAACCUUUUCCAGUCUUUUGCUCAUCCAGGCUCCGCAGAGAAUGAGUACAUAAUGAAAGCGAUGAUGCGCACCUUCUCUCUUCUGCAGGAAAAUGUGUUGCCCUACCUGAGUCAACUGCUUCCUCUGCUUACAGGCAAGCUUGUGCAGGCCAGCAAGAACCCCUCAAAACCACAUUUCAACCACUUCCUCUUUGAGACACUCAGUCUGUCUAUAAGGAUUGCCUGUGGGAAAGACCCAUCGGCAGUGGCAGGCUUUGAGAGCAGCCUGUUUCCAGUGUUCCAGGAUAUUCUUCAACAGGAUGUCCAGGAAUUUGUGCCCUAUAUUUUCCAGCUGCUAUCUCUCAUGCUGGAAUGUCACAGUUCACCCGUGCCUGAUCCGUACAUGGCACUGUUCCCCUGCUUGCUAGCUCCAGUACUGUGGGAACGGCCGGGAAAUAUCCACCCGCUGGUUCGUCUGCUGCAGGCCUUCAUCGAGCGAGGUGCUGCACAAAUCUUGGCUGCUGAUCGUCUGAUGGGUCUAUUGGGUGUCUUUCAGAAGCUUAUAGCCUCCAAGUCCAACGAUCAUGAAGGAUUCUACAUUGUGCAAAGCAUUUUGGAGCACAUGAGCCCAGAUGCAGUAAGCCAGUACAUAAAGCAAAUUUUUUUAUUGCUCUUUCAGCGACUUCAGAGCUCUAAAACGACCAAAUUUGUGCGAGGCCUGCUCGUCUUCUUUAGCUUGUACGCGUACCGAUAUGGCGCACCUGCUCUCAUCUCCACUGUAGACAGCAUCCAAACUAAGAUGUUUGGCAUGGUCCUAGAGAGGCUCGUCAUUGCCGAUGUACAGAAAGUCACAGGCCAGUUGGAACGAAAAAUCUGUGCUGUAGGCAUCACCAAGCUUCUUACCGAGGCCCCUGCCCUCAUCGAAGGGGAGUACUCACAAUUUUGGGGCCCUCUUCUACAAGCCCUGAUUGACCUCUUUGAACUGCCUGAAGAUGACAGUGUGCCAGACGAUGAACACUUUGUAGAAAUUGAGGACACUCCGGGAUACCAGACGGCUUACUCGCAGCUUAUUUUUGCUGGGAAGAAGGAGCACGACCCCUUCCAGGGAAACAUCCCGGACGCACGUUUGCAUCUUGUGCGGAGCCUGCAGAAACUCUCGGCUGCCUGUCCCGGUCGUUUGGGGCCCCUUAUCAGCAGCUCACUGCAGCCAGCGGCCAACAACUUUCUGCAGCGCUACUUUCAGAUGGCCAACGUACAGCUCAUGUGAGAGCUGGCCUUUCCAUGAUCUGUGUGGCUUCUGCACAAGAAUCGAACUGAAGCUGUCAGCUGCAAUGUGACCUUUUGGCAUGGACUGAGGCUUAGCAAGUUUUGCCAAAGUGCUUACAGUCCCAAAGCAGAAUAUGUGAAGCCAGAUUUUCACUUGUGGACGUUUGUAACACAGUGCACUUCAAUCGGCUUGACUGCUGUUAAUAAUGUAAGGGCUUUAGUUUUUUUUUCUUCUGUGUGAAAUAGAGAAUGUUCAUACACUUUCCA
Messenger RNA from Rhipicephalus microplus (southern cattle tick), 3262 nucleotides. RefSeq names its product chromosome segregation 1 (gene Cse1). NCBI's taxonomy places the organism in Eukaryota, Metazoa, Arthropoda, Arachnida, Ixodida, Ixodidae. Gene Ontology annotation, molecular function: small GTPase binding; nuclear export signal receptor activity. Gene Ontology annotation, cellular component: nuclear envelope; cytosol. Gene Ontology annotation, biological process: protein import into nucleus; protein export from nucleus. The record is from RefSeq and is a predicted model, not a curated record.